AUGGAGCAUGCUACAUACGCUCAACAAUAUAGAGAUAUUUACAAAUUUAAGAAAAUAAAAGGAAAUAUCGGUGAACUCCAAGUAUUAGAUACAUUAAACAGACUCGGCAGUAAAUUCUUCUCAAGAUUUUCUAUCAAAUAUUAUGGAGAUGAUGGUAUCGAUAUCCAGGGUUUCUUUAAUUCUACAUAUUAUAUUAUUCAAGUUAAGUUUCAAGCUAAUAAACAAGGAAUUGGAGAAAUUACUAAGUUUAAAGAAAAAAUUCAAGUAUUUAAAAAUACUAUUGGGAUUAUCUUUUGUCCUAGUGGAUUAAGACCUUCUAAAUUAGUCGAAGAACUAUUAAAGAAACCUCUUCAGCAAAAACUAAAACUUCAUUUAAUUAGAUAUUCAUAUGAAUUUCCUUUCGAUCUUGAGAAUGACAUUUCAGAUAUUGGGUAUGUUGGGUUCCAUUAUAUUGGAACAUUUGAGUUAAGGGAAACAAAUCAUCAUAUCAUAGUUUGCAAUAAGCUAGGGGCAUCGAGAAGCAUUCUUGAAGCAAAACUCGAGGAGUUCAAGAAGGCCAAAAAUUGUUAUUUACCAGAAUAUUAUUUUGUUGUAUUUAUCAUCGAUUGCUGGGAUUAUGAUGUUCUACUAAAAUUAAUACAAGAUAGCAAUAUCAUUGUCUCUUCUUUAAACAAUCUGGAAGAGUUGAAAAAACAACUCAAGAAAUGCAUCUAUCAUACAAAUCCUGGCGAAUCAUUUGAUGAGAUAUCUAGCGAUACAAGUUACAAGGAGGUGAUCAUGUACCAUAGGAGUACACAAACAGAAAAUCCAACUAAAGAAAGCAUGCAGAUUGAUA
Messenger RNA from Dentiscutata heterogama, 835 nucleotides. The record is from the annotation of a GenBank genome assembly. Lineage: Eukaryota; Fungi; Glomeromycota; Glomeromycetes; Diversisporales; Gigasporaceae.